CACCCACACCUGCCGUCCCGUAGCCAAAGAUAAGCAGGGAAGCGAGGCAGCACUGAUCUGAAGGUAUGUAUCUUACGCAACAUCUGCUGGUGUCAUUGUCUUCUAUAGCUUGAAAUGAAUCAGUUGUGAGUCAGACGGCGGUUGGUGGCAGGACAGUAUGGUUGAACGAUUACUAGUCCUAGUGGUGGCGAUGGCGGCGGCGCUGCUGGGGAUGUCGACGGAAACGGGUUUGAAUGCAAGAACUAACCGAUAUUUUUCCACUGCGGCGGCCCCUUGGGGGAGCAAGGGGUCGCGUCAGGUGAACUUGAUUCUCCCUGGUUUAUUGCCACCUGUCCAUGUCCAAGAUGGCCGUCCCCAUCAAACCGAGGAGGAAGCUGUGACGCCCCCUCCGCUAAGGACGCUCCCUGGAGUGCUGCAUCCCAGCUGUCUUCAUCUACUCAGGUGUCAAGAUGAAGACAUGUUUGACUUUAAGCGUAUGGAAAUUUACCACGCUGACCUUCCCGAGCAAUCUGCCGCUGCCUGCGGCCACUUGUGCUUGCGGCAGAGGCCUGACGCCCGCUUGGUGAUGGCCAAACUGAAUCCUUACAACGAGCAGCUCGUGUGUGGCUGCGGGGACCAACAGGCGCUUCCCAGCCAAGAUGUGCUGGCUGUUGCCUCGGUCUGUUCGCACCAGUGCCCGGAUGGCGGGGACUCCUGUGGCGGGCCUAGGGCUGUGGCUGUCUACCAAGUGGACCGCGAUAGGAAAGAGUGCGUGGCGCCGAAUUAUGACUACUACGGGUGUUACCAUGGAAAAGUGGGGGUGGGGGCCGUCAUCUUGGGUCCCUGGGAGCGGUGGGGCGGAGGCUGCCAGACAAGGUGCCAGGCACUGAACAACUCCGGACCCCUGAUGAGGCUCAGCACUGCGGCUGACGGCACCACUGCGUGUGACUGCGGGGUGACUGAGGCGGAGUUGGGGUCGGCGGCGUCAGAGGGGCGCGGGGGCUGUGGGUGGAGGUGUCCUGACGGGCAAGGCUGGUGUGGGGCCGAGGGACUCACCAGCGUGUACUACUCAUACAGUGCGGCUUUGGGACAGCAUCCUCUUCCAUCGCGCUGCCUCCUUCUCUUCCUCCUUACACUCCUCAGCUUCAUCCGACAGAACGUGCUGUCGUGAAGGAAAGAAUGCAGAGUCAAGGUCUUCUCGUCCCGUCCCCUGCUGCUCUUGUGCAACACUUCCUCUCGCCUUCUGAACCUGCAUGAACGCAGUGGUCGUAAAAUGGUUGUUUCCCCAGAGCUAUAUUAAAGAUAAAAGAGCAGAUCAGAAAUUCCUCUUCGUGUGUGAACACAAAUCAUAAUACAAAUAGUUUAGAAAGCCAUAAAAAAUUCGUUUUCUUUUAUUUUAUCUUUAGAGAAAGCUAAUUUACUUUAGGGCUCUGUACUUUAAAUCAACUACCUUUCUCUAAUAUAUAUUGUAACCACAUUUAUGAAGCUGUGGUACAAAGGUAACGGGUUUUGCAUCAGUCCACCUUCAUUAUAUAUUAUUCUGACACUCAGAAGGCGAGGACCAAAGGCGGACGGUAAGUGGUACGAUCAUUUUGUAGAUGGAAGUACAGUAAAUAGUCAGUUUAAACACCACUGGGAAGAUUACUGGUACCUUCGGAGACACGAAUACUUGACAUGAAGCCUGGAUCUCACACCUGCCUGUAGCGAAGGGCGUGACUGUACUGCUGGGAAAACUCUAACCCGAUACAAGAAAAUUAUGAAAGCGCGGACACACACACACACACACACACACACAAAUGUUGAGCUGUCAUGACUGCAUAAAAAUUGUUGAUCGUCAGGUAAAAAAAAAAAAUGGUAUAAGAAGUGCUUGAAAAAAUAAACAUUUUGGCAGCACGAAAAUGUGAGCUCUCUAGUAAAAAUCUCUCUCUCUCUCUCUCUCUCUCUCUCUCUCUCUCUCUCUCUCUCUCUCUCUCUCUCUCUCUCUCUCUCUCAUGAGGACAGAGGGGCAACUACGUAGAAAAUGAGAGAGAGAGAGAGAGAGAGAGAGAGAGAGAGAGAGAGAGAGAGAGAGAGAGAGAGAGAGUGUGUGUGUGUGUGUGUAUUUAAAUAAUUAUAUCUUUCAUUACCACAAAAAUCACACACACACAUAGGUACGUUACUGUAUAUGUGUGUGUGUGUGUGUGUGUGUGUGUGUGUGUGUGUGUGUGUGUGUGUGUGUGUGUAUUUGGUACUUCUCUAGAGCGGAACCUUUCAAGGGAGAGAGAGAGAGAGAGAGAGAGAGAACAGUUUAUUUCCUGACUAAAUGUUUAAGUUCUUAAGAGAAAACGAAGGUCAGUUUUUUUUAAUUUUAUGGAAUACUUAUGUGACGAAAUACGAAGUUAUUUGUACAUCAGUGUUUUCCAGACUUCUCCAGCACGUAAUCCCCUUCAGUAGCACCACACCCGCCAUGACCCACACGUUAUUAAGCUUCCUAAGCACACUGACUUUCAAUGGCGCAGAUACAUUUAAAAGAUUAAUCACAGCAGAGAGAACCAUAAAAAAAAAUAAAUAAAUAAAAUAAAAAAUAUGUAUACAGUACAUGCAGGUGAACUCCUCAUGACACAGAGAAAGGUUGAUGGAUCAUGCUAACUGCAUGCCUUCCCUCCUCCUGUGACCUCGCUGCACAAGACUUUCUUCUUUCUCACCCCUAUUCUGUCCACCUCUCUAAUGGAAGAGUUAGCCAGUAUUCUCAAUCAUUCAUCCCUUUCUCUUGUAAACUCUGGAACUCCCUGCCUGCUUCUGUAUUUCCACCUUCUUAAGACUUGAAUUCCUUCAAGAGGGAGGUCUCAAAACACUUAUCCUUCAACUUUUGACUACUGCUUUGGACCCUUUUCUGGGAUUGGCGUCUCAGUGGGCUCCUACAUAAGAAAAAGGUCUACAAGAACCUUAAAGAGACUGUAGUGCAAAAAAGAAGUCGAAGCCUCACCUGUAACGAUGAAUAAAAUAUUGAGGCAG
Messenger RNA from Scylla paramamosain (green mud crab), 2973 nucleotides. RefSeq lists its product as uncharacterized. The coding region runs from base 158 to 1150 and encodes 330 amino acids. The transcript has 2 exons. The record is from RefSeq and is a predicted model, not a curated record. NCBI's taxonomy places the organism in Eukaryota, Metazoa, Arthropoda, Malacostraca, Decapoda, Portunidae.